Messenger RNA from Micropterus salmoides (largemouth bass), 1229 nucleotides. RefSeq names its product phosphatidylinositol glycan anchor biosynthesis, class H (gene pigh). The transcript has 4 exons. Gene Ontology annotation, biological process: GPI anchor biosynthetic process. Gene Ontology annotation, cellular component: glycosylphosphatidylinositol-N-acetylglucosaminyltransferase (GPI-GnT) complex. Lineage: Eukaryota; Metazoa; Chordata; Actinopteri; Centrarchiformes; Centrarchidae. The record is from RefSeq and is a predicted model, not a curated record. The coding region runs from base 279 to 824 and encodes 181 amino acids.
GUGAGAAAUUGUUUUGGCAUCAUUUCAGUUUAGUUCAGUCCUACAAAUAUUCAGUGGUUUUGCGCGUUACAUUUUCUCUUAUGUUGUAUGUGUAAUUGAAGAGACUUACAGGACUUUGCCUUUUCCCGUUUAAGAAAGCUCCACUUUGUGUCUUCAUGCGCGGCUGACCUUGCCUGUUCACUGACAGCCAAAAUUAGUGUAAGCUAGCUAAGCUAAGUGCUUGUGUCUCCCAGAGUUCACUUAACGUUAAUGUUCGCGUAAUUGUUUCUGUUGCGUUCAUGAUGGAAGAUGAAGCUUUCACUGAUAUUAAUGGCAAAACGAUAUCUCUGGACUGUCAGUGUCACUCCGGCUUUUGCAGGGAGUUCACUGUCAGUUCCCCGAAAGUGUCCAUGGGCAAGGUGAUGGUGUUCACCUCCUCUGUUUGGCUUGUGGCAUACGCCGUGUUCUUUUUCACUGAGAACACUGCUGUUCUGUCCGGUGCUAUAUUUGUCACCCUGGUUGGCAUGAUGCUUCACAUCCACUUUGUGAAGGUGGACCAUGAGUCCCUGCUUGUCAUUGGCUCCUUAGGCAUUCAGUUGUCCUCCAGCUACGCCUCAGGCCGUGAGACCACCACAUUCAUUGAGAUGAGCAAGAUCAAGGAUAUUGUCAUCAAUGAAGCUAUUUACAUGCAUCAAAUCAUCUACUACCUUUGCGUACUGUUGAAGGACCCCUCAGAACCUCAUGCGGUGUCAAGUGUUGUGCCAUUGUUUCAGAGUUCAAAGCCAAGGCUGAACUGCUUAGUGAAAGUUUACAAAAGCUGUCAGGAGAUCCUUUCCAAGUGCUGAUGACACACAUUAGAAAUGUUUCUUGUCGCACAGCAUGCUUUUUACAGCAGGUAGUUUAUUAGUUUAUUUUGGCACAGCUUGAUUUGAUUGGAUCUACAUGAAUUCAAUCUGUUAAAUACAAAAGAAAAUGUUGCCGUGUUUAACAGACCAAUAUUAGUGUCAGAAUGACUUUAUGUAGUACUUUGUUUUUUAGUUACUUGAAUUACUUAAUAACACUGGUCCUAGACUACCUGUUUAAAUCCAAAGACCCAAACCUUUUCUCUGAUGAUGUAUUAAAGAGAUAGAAAUGACCUUUAACAAAUUUGCUUUAAUACUUAUUUAUGCAUUUAGAUUUGAAUGGAUUCCUUUAUGUAUUUUAUAAGCAUUACCACACUGUAUUGUUAAAAAUAAAUGUGAUAAAACAUU